Epinephelus lanceolatus (giant grouper) is the source of this 4361-nucleotide messenger RNA. RefSeq names its product RAS guanyl-releasing protein 1-like. Gene Ontology annotation, cellular component: plasma membrane. NCBI's taxonomy places the organism in Eukaryota, Metazoa, Chordata, Actinopteri, Perciformes, Serranidae. Gene Ontology annotation, molecular function: calcium ion binding; guanyl-nucleotide exchange factor activity. The record is from RefSeq and is a predicted model, not a curated record. Gene Ontology annotation, biological process: Ras protein signal transduction.
GUCAGCACAAUGCUGCUGAGACCGCGGAGGCGCACUGAGCCGAGCAGAGCGAUGAAAUGCUCCCAUCGAGGAGAACACAGAUGGACAGCCUAGUUCAGCCGCUCGUCGCCCAGUACCUCGCCAUGGGAUGCCAAUCAAAAGAAAACAACCAAAACGAAAGUAUAACGUCGGAAGAAAAGGGAAAGGACGAUGCGAGAGUGACUCCAGGAUGCGGCUCCAGGUCUAGGGUUUCUCCUCCAGGCCGCCCUCACAGGUUCCACAAACCCAGCCCGCAUCCAACCCAAACCGCCCCCAGUAAAUCCAUGAUGUCCCUGGGUCCCCUCACCAAAGGGGGGAGCUGGGAGGAGCUCAUUCAGGCCUGUCUGCAGUCCUUCGACUCGAAUGGUUGCGUGUGCGGGAGCAGCCACCUGUUGAACAUCACCCUGACCAUGCAUCGUCUCCACCUCUCCUCCAGCAAUCUGCUAGACAAACUCAUCUCUCUAUUUAAAACAGCGCUGGACAAUGAGCAACCAGCAGAGUGCCAGAGGAUAUGCUACCUCAUCAGGCAUUGGAUCCAGGAAUUCUGGAUGAUGUUCCGGUUGCACCACAGCUUGUCAGAUAGCCUGGACACGUUCCGGGAUCUGAUCCGAGAGCAGGGACAGGAGCAUCUUUGCUCUCUCCUAGAGACCAAAUGGAUAAAUGAACGGGACUGGUCAUGGAAGGCCAGCCAGAAGAUCAAAGCUAACAGCAGUAAAAAGAGGAAGGUCUCUCUUCUUUUUGAUCACCUGGAGCCCAUUGAGCUGGCUGAGCAUCUCACCUUUCUGGAGUUCAAGUCCUUCUGCAGAAUAUCAUUUGUAGACUACCAGAAUUACAUUCGAAGCUGCUGCAUGAAGGACAUCCCCGUGAUGGAGCGUUCCAUCGCCCUGUGUAAUGGUAUCUCUCAAUGGGUUCAGCUGAUGGUGCUGAGCAGGCCGACCGCUCAGCUGAGAGCUGAGGUUUUCACCAAGUUUAUCCACGUGGCACAGAGUCUACAUCUUAUGCACAAUUACAACACACUAAUGGCGGUGGUGGGAGGGCUUUGUCACAGCUCGAUCUCCAGACUGAAGGACACCACCUCACAUGUACCCAAUGAGGUCACCAAGGUACUGAACGAGAUGACAGACCUGCUGUCCUCUUGCAGAAACUAUGACAACUAUAGACAAGCUUACAACAAGUGCACAGGUUUUAAAAUCCCCAUCCUGGGCGUCCACCUCAAAGAUUUGAUUUCGGUCAACGAGGCCAUGUCAGACUAUGUGGAGGACAACAAGGUGAAUGUCCAGAAGCUCCAGGCACUCUACAACCACAUUAACGAGCUGAUCCAGCUCCAACAAAUCCCUCCCAAGCUGGAUGCUAACAAGGACCUGGUCCAUCUGUUGACGCUGUCCUUGGACCUUUACUACACUGAGGAUGAGAUCUAUGAACUGUCUUACGCCAGGGAACCCAAGAACUGUAAAGCACCUCCAGCCACCCCCUCUAGACCUCCAGUGGUUGUGGACUGGGCAUCAGGAGUGGCUCCCAAACCCGACCCCAGAACCAUCAGCAAACACGUACAGAGAAUGGUGGACUCCGUGUUUAAGAACUACGAUCACGACGAGAACGGCUUCAUUUCUCAAGAGGAAUUUGAGAAAAUUGCUGCUAGCUUUCCGUUUUCCUUCUGUGUCAUGGACAAAGAGAAGGAAGGCCUUAUCAGCAGAGAUGAGAUCACAGCCUAUUUCAUGCGGGCCAGUGUCAUCUGCUCCAAACUGGGUCUUGGUUUUGUCCACAACUUCCAGGAGACCACUUACAUGAAACCCACAUUCUGUGACAAUUGCUCAGGAUUCCUGUGGGGUGUCAUCAAGCAAGGCUACAGAUGCAAAGACUGUGGAAUGAACUGCCACAAGCUGUGCAAGGACCAGGUGGCGUUUGAGUGCAAGAAGAACGCCAAAAUGACCAACGCCAUCGACAGCCCGACACCGAGCUCCACGCCGGUUACCAUGGGCCCCUCAGAGGGUUCAGAAGACUGUCCUUUCCCCUACCCGCCACAUGACAGCAAAGACUGGAGUCCAGAGUCCCCAGUCACCAACUAUUUGAGGCCUCGGACAGUCCAUAGUGGCACCCAGACAGAGGGAAUCCAACUUUCCGCUGCAGCCCCUGAGGCCAGCCUCCCUCAGCCCUCUCUGCUGGUCCCAACAACACCCACCCUCACCUCCUGUCCCAGUCCAGUGCCCCAGAGAAAACAGCGACACUGUGCCAAGUGGGAAAACAGAGCGUCUUUUGCGCAAAAGCCUAAAGAGCCAGAAGAGGAGAGCAAACCCACCUAUGAAUUUCUGGAAUCAGAAAACCAGAGGCUCCAAAAGGCCAAUGACACACUACGUAGGAAGCUGAAGGAGGCAGAGCGUGAGGUGGAGAUACUAAAGACACUGCUCAAGAGGCACGCUCUCCACCCUGUGGAGGAGGAUUCCUCCUCCUAGACACGCACAUACACUGGACCUCCUCUAGGGAGACUGGUGCUGCCCCCCUAUGGCAGCAUGUAUAAAACUGGAUCCAAUGUUUAAUUUAUUGGUCAUGAGCAUUUCACCAGAAUAACCAGACCCAGACAAUUUGGCGUCACAUGAUAGGAAGUCGACAGUGCACAAAGCUUGUCAAGGGAUUUUAAUGCUAAUGGUACACAGUCAAUCAAAAGAGGACAAUCAGCAUGUCACCAGUAAUUGAAGUUAAAGGACAGCUUUGGUAUUUUUCAACCAGGACACUAUUUUUACACGUUUUUGUGUCUAAGUGACUAAUGGACACUGCUCCAGUAUUGAGACAGACUGCUGCAGCAGCUGAACAGGCUGCAAUGUAAUCCCUACAGGCAACGGCCCACCGUCAAUUUACAUUCACUAAAAGUGUUUGUUUUUGCUUCUGACAGGCUCAGAUUGUUAUUAGAAGUGUCUGGCAGUAUUAAGGAAAAGGCCCUAUCGUUCACCGGCCUGUCUCUUAUUGUGGGCCAGUCUACUGUGGAGAAGUCUUGCCCUGAAACCCCACAGAGUACAGAAAGUGUAGCUUAGUGUUAUCUAGAAGAUUUUCAGUGUCAUGGCUGAAUAUUUCGUUGACUUUGACUAUGUGGAAACGUCCGUGACAUUUCAGAACAAGGCUUCUCCUUGAGCAAGACCUGGUCACACUCACACACACACACACACACACACACACACACACAGAGCAAAAGAUAAGGGAAAACUUUUUCUGUGGGGUCUUUUACAUAAUGAUGUCAGAGACAUCCAAUAACAAUCUGAGCCUGUCAGUGGUACAAACAAGCACUGUUAUCGGACGUAGAUUGACAAUGCAUUACUGUCGGCAGGCAUUACAUUGCAGGCUGUGUCGCUGCAGUGGCUGCAGCAGUGUGGACCAGUUUAGAAAACUGUAGUCUCCAUUAGUCCCCCAGGCACAACAAUACGGUAAAGCAGGGUCCAGGUUCAAACAUAGCAAUCUUUCCCAUAAACUAUUUUGAGGUGUGCAUUUCUUUUAAACAAGCUAUAGUACAUAGCACACACAAUACAGUAAAAACACUGUAGCGUUAUUUAUAAAGAAGUUUGAAGUGAACAGAGGGAGCCUUUAUACUGUAUUGUUCAGUUCACAGAAGAAUGAAAAUCAUUGCAAUGAGCAUUACUCACUUAUUUUAGUGAACCAUUAAGAGUGGCUGGAGUUAGAAUCAAGUUUCCUGUCAUAAAGAUAAAAACAUACUGAAUGAAGGAGGGCAGUAUUUAACAGUGUAAAUAGGGCAGAAUGUGUUUGAUCAAUUCUCGAUCAAUAAGAGACAAGCUAUUUAUGUUAAACAUAAAAUGGAAAUCAGAGGAAAUGCAGUUUAUUGUGUAAAUCACAGGUGCAUCAUUAUUAUUGUUAUUAUUAUCAUUAUUAUUAUUAUUAUUAUUAUUAUUAAGGAUGAGAGCCCACUGAGAAUGAAAGCUGGAGGCCUCACGUGUACAGUGCUGUUGUCGCUCUGCAUCAUUGUCCAUGUUCAUAUCAAUGCACACGAUGUCGUCAGUGCUUCUGUUAAUAUUUAUUGUCUCAAACACUACACAGUUCAUAGAGAGAGUGACAGAAAUUGACAUUUUGUAUAGCAUACUGGUACUUUCAGUGAAUUAUUUAUGCUCAUGCGUGUUGGCGUCAUAUUGAUACUUUCUAUUUUCAUUGUGCAGCCAUGUCACGUUGUUGUUGUGUGUUCCGUUGAAGUGGUGUUGUACCGUGGGUCGAGAUACGUGUGUUUGUAACGUGUGAAAUGUACUGUAAAUACGAAGUAUACACAGUGCCAUCUUGAUUAAGUCAUCCUUUCUCUCAGUAUUGUUCUCUUGUUGUUAUAAUAAAUACUGUAUUCUACAUAGAAAUCA